Plectropomus leopardus (leopard coralgrouper) is the source of this 2037-nucleotide messenger RNA. The record is from RefSeq and is a predicted model, not a curated record. NCBI's taxonomy places the organism in Eukaryota, Metazoa, Chordata, Actinopteri, Perciformes, Serranidae.
GUGUACACACAGACUGUAACCUUGCUGGAGCACAAUCCAACUCUUGUUUUAGUCAAACUAAGACUUUAUCUCUUCGUUUGUCGACAGAAAUGGACGAUGUUGACAACGUGUCCUGCGUCCUCUGUCGCCGGUCAGAGGAGACGCAAAUAACCGGCCCGUUAUCGACUAAAGAUGAAGUCACGGCUCAUCAAAACUGUCUGUUAUAUUCCUCUGGUCUGUAUUGCCGUAAUACCCCCCAGUUUGACGACCUGUUUGGCUUCUGUGUGGACGAUGUGCUCAAUGAGGUGAAACGAGGAAGCAGGCUGAGAUGUAACAGAUGCCAGAUAAAGGGUGCCACUGCUGGGUGUGAAGUCAUGCGCUGCAAGAAGUCCUACCACUACCCGUGUGCUGUUAAAGACCGAGCUAAGAUAAUUGAGGAUGCAGACAAGGAGAAAUUUGUGCUGUUCUGCUCCAAUCACGACCCAGAAACAGCAGGAAACAACGGCAUCCCAAACGGACGUUCCUCUUCCCACACAAAGUCCCGGACUUCCAAAAAUCACAGUGAAGCUGAACCAGCUAAGGUUUAUUGCCUCACCUGUGAGAGGACAGAGGGAAACAUCAGCCCAGAGAGUCUGUGUAACAGAGUUAUGUUACAUUGCGACAAACAUGCUCCUUCAUCACAUAAGAAGAACGCCAACACCAGACGACCACCCGGGUACGCCAGCGACUCCAACUCAUCCAGCAGUGCGUCACGCUCAUCUUCCAAGAGACCGUUUAAAUCCAGUGACAAGCAGGAUGAAACCCCCUCUAAAUGUAAAUUUAAAAGCAACAGAGUAAUCACAUCAGAUGACUCUUCAAAUUCAGAUGACAUCCCACCCUGUUCAGAAACAUUUGCACCGUUAGAGAUGGAUAUAGAAGAAAGUGAAAGCUUUGUCCAGGAGCCUCAGCUGAACAGGGAAGACUGCGAGAGUCCCGCUGUGUCCGCCUCAGGAAAUCGACGUGAGGAAGAAGCUGAGGAAGGAAAUGAAGAUGAGGAUGAAACGAUCAUUCAUUCGGAUGCUGAGUCGGAGAGUCUCCUCACUUCUGUUCCUCAUCCACCUGUAUCAACGGUCUCAACUCAGACGGCAGCAGCUGCGCCUGCGGAUGUGGAUUUGGUGAAGACAGAAGGGUCCAGUCUUGAGCAGAGUCCUCUCCACGGUGCUGAUGAACACAUCGCUGGACCACUUGUCCCACAGCAGAGCUCUGCUCGACCCCCGUCCUCUCCUGACCACUCCAAACGCGGCAGUGUUACCGGCUCGCCUCCGUGCAGCAGCUCACCCAUUUCCCCACCUCCACCUGAAACCUUACAUGUAACCAACCACGUAACCGUCCCGUUUCCGUCCUCCCCUCCGACGGCUCCUCCCUCUGACCCAGAGCCCAGCGUCGACGCCUCCAGCUUCUGGAGAAGGUGCAAUGCAGCAGGAUGCACACAGGCCAUAUUCAGUGGUUUCAUAAAUGAGAUGACCAGUAUCUCCAGUAGAAUUCAGUCAGACGAAGCAAGCCAGGAGGAUUAUGAUCUUGCACUGACACUGCUGACGGCUUCUGGGAAACUGGCAGAGUUUGUGGCCAAGCAGCAAGAGGAGAUACAAAGAAAACAAAUGGAGCUGCAAAAGGCGGCAGCAGCUAUGGAGGACGUCGUCUCGGCUCUGAGAAGAUGAGUCCGUUAGGAGCUAUAGUAAGAUAUUCAAUAUCUACAUUUAUAUUAAACUUUUUUUUUGUGAUUCCCACUGUUAUUUUGUAGCAUUUUAGCAUUUUUUAAAUUUUAGCAUUUUAUACAAACUGCGUUUUUACGUCAUUUUUUACUGAUUUUGUCCUAACAUUUAAGACACUGUAAAAGCCUGAAUAUGGGAAACAAAACCUAUGCCAAUGUUUACAGCACUCAAAGAAUUAUGAUGUUGAUUAGUUAAUAGUAUCUCACAUUGCAGCCUGUGAUCAUGAUGCUUUUUGAAAUAUGUUGUGAACUGUGACUUCUGUUCAGAAAGUAUAUCAGAUAUAAAUAAAAGUAACUUCUUUUACAUA